UUGAACUGUUGUCUCGCAGGGAUUCACAGCCAUGUAAACGACCUUUAGUAACCUGUCCUUUUCCCCUCGUUCCACUCCCUCCCUUUCUGUCACUUUUAUUCCCUCUCUCUGUAUUCCUUUCAUAAGAAAAGCUUUACUAUACCGACUGAGCCACAAUUCCUAAAUAAAAUUUAAAAAAAAAGGAAAUCGAGAAAAAACAAGACUUGUUUUUCUUCUUUUUGUUUUUUUUGGUCUAUAUCUAGCUUUCUCUGUGUGUCUGUCGUUUUUCUCAGGAGUGGAGUUUGUCCUGACGGUGUCCAGACGGCUGGAGAGGAUAAACAUCAUGAACUGUUAGGAAAACACAGGGCAAGAUGGACAGGCAAUAACUAAGAGCUAUAUCAGAGGGCAGUUUUUUAAACAGUUAUGACAAGCUGACAAUGACCACCCUUUAUGCAGCUGAUACUGGUGUCCGAGGUGUAAAUCUGGGCAGUGUCACUGAGAAGUGCUCCUCAGGAGCAGAAGUGAAACAUGAAUUUCAUGCUUCUCCUACUCCACCAGUUUCAUUCUCUGGUUCUCCUGAAGAACUGAGCAACACGUCGAACAUGGAACCCAGAGACGUUAAACUGGAUCUCUCACCAGGCGCACCCGCUCCAGGGCGGCAGCCUUUGAAGAGGAAAAAGGGUCCUGCUCCUAAAAUGAUGGGGAAUGAAGUGUGCAGCGUUUGUGGAGACAAAGCAUCUGGCUUCCACUACAACGUCUUAAGCUGCGAGGGCUGCAAGGGCUUCUUCAGGCGCAGCGUAAUCAAAGGAGCGCAGUACGUCUGCAAGAACUCGGGCCGCUGCGAGAUGGACACGUACAUGCGUCGCAAGUGCCAGCAAUGCCGGCUGCGCAAGUGUAGAGAGGCCGGAAUGUUGGAGCAGUGUGUGCUCUCGGAGGAGCAGAUCCGGUCGAAGAAGAUGAAGAAGCAGCACGAGGAUGAUGUGGCUCGUGGCUCGACGAUGGCGGCCCCCAGCCCAGCGGCCGACGCUCCCCCUCUGGCUCCAGAACAGCAGGAAAUGAUUGAGAAAUUGGUAGCCAUGCAGAAACAGUGCAACAAACGCUCGUUCAUCGAUAGACGCAAAGUCACCCCGUGGCCGCAGAGUCAGGACCCGAUGAACCGGGAGGUGCGGCAGCAGCGCUUCGCUCACUUCACCGAGCUGGCCAUCAUGUCAGUGCAGGAGAUAGUGGACUUCGCGAAACAGCUACCCGGCUUUCUUGAGCUCACCCGAGAGGACCAGAUUGCCCUGCUCAAGACCUCCACCAUCGAGAUCAUGCUACUAGAGACGUCCCGGCGCUACAACCCAGCAAUAGAGAGCAUCACUUUCCUCACGCCGGAUUUCAGCUACAACAAGGAGGACUUUGCCAAAGCAGGCCUUCAGAUCGAGUUCAUCAACCCAAUUUUUGAGUUUUCUAAGGGCAUGAAUGACCUACAUCUGGACGAGGCCGAGUACGCUCUGCUUAUUGCUAUCAACAUCUUCUCAGCGGACCGACCCAACGUGCAGGAUCAUGAUUUGGUGGAGAAGCUUCAGCAGCCGUAUGUGGAUGCUCUGCAUUCAUACAUCAGGAUAAAGAGGCCCAAUGACCACCUGAUGUUCCCGCGCAUGCUGAUGAAGCUGGUGAGUCUGCGCACCCUCAGUAGCGUCCACUCGGAGCAGGUCUUCGCCCUAAGACUGCAGGACAAGAAACUCCCUCCUCUGCUUUCUGAAAUCUGGGAUGUUCACGAGUGAACCCGACUACGAACGGUCAAACAGAAAGAGUGUCAUGGCCAAAGGGUGGGGGAUUGUGAAGUCUUUCAGGCCUUACUGACCUUCCGGGCCUGAGGAGUCUGAUUUCAUCUUCCUCUUUAGUUGUGUUUGUACUCUGUGCAGGAUGCAGUAAUCUGCUUACUAUAGUGAUUUCUCUACAGACUGUAUAAGCAGUAGAGGCUUGAAGACUGAGCCAGGGUAAAUAACAUUAGCAGCACUGCUUUUUCCAGCAGUGUAGUCGUUUUGGACCUAGAUUCUUGCUAACUAAAUGAAUGACUACAAAUCAUUUUUGGGUUUUUUCAGGGUUUGAGUACCAAGAGCUCUGAGCAGGUCUUGGCAAUGG
Trichomycterus rosablanca is the source of this 2106-nucleotide messenger RNA. It is a transcript of the gene nr1h3, whose product is annotated as nuclear receptor subfamily 1, group H, member 3. The transcript is spliced from 10 exons. The record is from RefSeq and is a predicted model, not a curated record. The coding region runs from base 417 to 1745 and encodes 442 amino acids. Gene Ontology annotation, biological process: positive regulation of transcription by RNA polymerase II; negative regulation of transcription by RNA polymerase II; lipid metabolic process. Gene Ontology annotation, molecular function: zinc ion binding; RNA polymerase II cis-regulatory region sequence-specific DNA binding; nuclear receptor activity. NCBI's taxonomy places the organism in Eukaryota, Metazoa, Chordata, Actinopteri, Siluriformes, Trichomycteridae.